Molecule: messenger RNA, 1857 nt
Organism: Pestalotiopsis fici W106-1
Lineage: Eukaryota; Fungi; Ascomycota; Sordariomycetes; Amphisphaeriales; Sporocadaceae
Exons: 4
Coding region: 1-1857 (618 amino acids)
Biological process (GO): transmembrane transport
Cellular component (GO): membrane
Molecular function (GO): transmembrane transporter activity
Source: RefSeq, a predicted model, not a curated record
AUGACGAGCGAACGACGACCCGGCAAGUCCGGGGACGGCGAGAUCAUCAUGGUCGACGAGGAAGUGAUGGACGCAGGAUCUCGAGAGACCUCACCACUGCUCGGCGCUGGCGCCUCACCAGAUGGCAGUGAAAGACGACUCAGUCAGGAAUGGGAUGGCGGUGAUGAUUUCAAGCACUUACCGGCGUGGCGGCGUCCGUCUGUACUCUGGCUCAUCGGACCUUUUUUCUUCUUCACACUCGCCUUUGGCGGUGUCAUUGUACCAAAACUAAACUUAAUUGUCGACCUUGUCUGCCGCAACUAUUUUGCAGACGAGUCACUCAAAAAUCCAGCCUUCACAUUCUCGCCCGUGAUCUUGGGAGCUGAGAAUCCGCAAUGUAACAUACCUGCGGUGCAGAAGAAUGUUUCUAUAUUUACUCUUACCCUGAGUGUCUUGGCUGGUGUGUUGAGUGCUCUCACGGCGCCAAAGCUGGGAUCACUCUCAGAUCGCUAUGGCCGCACCCGUCUUAUUGUCGUCGCAUCUUGUGGUGGCGUGCUCAACGAAAUCAUCACCAUCUUUGCGGCAAAGUACCCAAACUAUAUCGACUACCAUUGGUUGAUUCUGGGAUCCUUCUUUGACGGUCUUUCCGGGUCCUUCACAGCCGGUAGCAUUCUCAGCUCCUCGUAUACCAGUGACUGUACGCCACCAUCGAGGCGUGGUGUUGCCAUUGGGUACCUGCAUGCUUGCCUGUUCACCGGGCUUGCAUUUGGGCCUCUCUUGGCUGGCUACUUUGUCAAAUUUACCGGAUCACUACUAUCCAUCUUCUAUGUCACACUGGGUUGUCAUAUAUUCUUCAUCUUCUUCAUCCUCUUCGUUACUCCAGAGUCCUUGUCUCAGAAGCGGCAGAUGCUGGCUCGCGAGAAGCACCAACAUGAGCAGGAGGAAUUGGCACAGCGAUUGCGCUCCCGCCUUCACCUCCAGAGUACUGGCUUGGCGUCACGGGCUGCCAGUUUCCUGAGCGACUAUCCGGGCGAUUGGCUCCCGGCUCUCCUCAGCGCCAACCCUCUGGCACCGCUCAAGUCACUUGUGCCUGGCGGUCGAGCAAACCGAGCAUUCCGUCGAAACAUGAUCAUCUUGGCCUGUCUCGAUGCGGUCAUUCUAUCAGCAGCCAUGGGCUCAGGAACUGUCACCAUUCUUUACACCGAGUACAUGUUUAAUUGGGGCAACUUUGAGGCAUCUCGGUUUGUCUCACUUAUAAGCUUCAUCCGUGUCAUUGUGCUACUCGGCAUUUUCCCUCUGGUCAACUGGUUUUUCCGAAUCCGGCCUCUGCAGCGCCAGCGCCGCGAGAGUGGAGUGGAAGCUGCGGAAAGAAACAGCGGUGCAGACAAGGUGGAUGUUUGGAUGCUACGAGUGGCCCUCACCGCCGAGGUCAUCGGCAUCAUGGGCUACAUCUUUGCGCGAUCCCAGGCCGUUUUCGUCUUCAGCGGUGUCAUCACAGCCAUUGGUGGUCUGGGCGGCGCUGUUGUCCAGAGUACAAUCACCAAACAUGUGCCAGCCCAGAAUGUGGGUGCCGUCCUCGGUGCUAUUGGGUUGCUUCAUGGGGCGGGUCGUGUGUUUGCGCCCAUGAUCUUCAACGGGCUGUAUGCGGCGACGGUGGAGACCUUUCCGCAAGCAUUCUUUGUGCUACUCGCUUCGCUCUUUGGUCUUGCCUUGAUGGGCAGUCUUGUUGUUCGACGUGGCUUAUUCCUACAAGACGAAGACGACGAGCCGGUUUACUCCCCGUCCUCUGGUGCUACUUCUGAGCCGGAGCAAAGGGAAAUCAAUGAAGAAACCGUGACCGAGGCAGAUGUGGCGAGCGAGGCUUUGCCCCGAGUUUAG